Messenger RNA from Cyprinodon tularosa, 4330 nucleotides. RefSeq names its product terminal nucleotidyltransferase 4B (gene tent4b). The record is from RefSeq and is a predicted model, not a curated record. Gene Ontology annotation, cellular component: TRAMP complex; nucleolus. NCBI's taxonomy places the organism in Eukaryota, Metazoa, Chordata, Actinopteri, Cyprinodontiformes, Cyprinodontidae. Bases 287 to 2296 code for a protein of 669 amino acids. The transcript has 12 exons. Gene Ontology annotation, biological process: RNA 3'-end processing. Gene Ontology annotation, molecular function: poly(A) RNA polymerase activity; mRNA binding.
UCAACGUCUUUAACAGCAAGUUGAUCCUCGAAUAGUGUUUUUAUCAGCUGUCUCGCUCUCUCGUUUUACUAUGUGUGGAUGCAUUAGUCCGAACCUUCGGUGUUUAACGUGAUUUCUCAAACGCGUAGUUUUUAUUUUUUAGUUUUUUUUCCUCUCGUAAUCUAGAAGUAACGGUCAGUGGAGAACCUGAGCAGGCUAGCUAACGUUAGCUAGCGAUCUGGCUAGCAGCACACGAGCUGAGCGCUGCUCAGUGGUGGGGGGGGCUUUUUGCCUACAGUGGCGUUUGAUGGAUCCGAGAAUCGCAUGGUUUCAACCAGAACAACGGGGACCCGCUAACAACCUGUGGAUGCAGAUCUGGGAGACGACGCAGGGAUUCGGGUAUUUGCACGUCAACAGCAGCUACUCCACAGGAUCUCAGAGCCUGAAAGCGACCGUGAGCGACGGGGCAUCGGGAGCCGUUCUUUGCAGAAACGGGACGCUCGACUCUCACAUCGGCGGUGGAGACAUCAAGGCUCAGAAUACCUCCACAGGGGACAGAGAGAUGACCGAGCAGCGGGACUUUAUACCACUUGACAACAGCAACCACAACAACCAAGCCGCGGGCAGGGGCGGUGCUGGUGGUGCGGGGCAGCAGGGCGGUGGGGUCUCUGUGGUUUGGAGGGGACUCACGGACGGACACCCUAAUAAAAGGAAGAGGGACAACAAAGCAAGCACUUUCGGAUACAAUUCCAGUCUUUUGAACAAUGACAGCGGCUCUAACACGGAAAGAUAUGAAGGUUACACGGGCACGCCUUGGAAAGUCAGGAACUACUCUGAAGGAGUUGUUGGCUUGCACGAGGAAAUCAAGGAUUUCUACGAGUACAUCUCUCCACGGCCAGAGGAGGAAAAGAUGAGAUUAGAGGUUGUGGACAGAAUCAAAGGAGUCAUCCAAGACCUGUGGCCCAGUGCUGAGGUGCAAGUCUUUGGGAGUUUCAGCACAGGCCUUUAUCUGCCAACAAGUGACAUCGAUCUGGUGGUUUUUGGGAAGUGGGAGACUCUCCCUCUCUGGACUCUGGAAGAAGCUCUGCGAAAAAGGAAUGUUGCACAUAAUGACUCCAUCAAAGUUUUGGAUAAAGCCACGGUUCCCAUAAUCAAACUUACUGACUCCUUCACUGAGGUCAAAGUGGACAUCAGUUUCAAUGUGAACGGAGGAGUCAAAGCUGCUCGGCUCAUCAAGGAAUUUAAAGAGAAAUAUCCUGUGCUGCCUUACCUGGUCCUCGUGCUGAAGCAGUUUCUCCUCCAGAGGGACCUCAAUGAGGUUUUUACAGGCGGAAUCGGUUCCUACACUCUCUUCCUUAUGGCUGUUAGCUUCCUGCAGCUGCAUAACAGGGACGUGUCCAGCCCCAACAUAAACAUCGGCGUUCUGUUAAUCGAGUUCUUCGAGCUGUACGGGCGCAACUUCAACUACCUGAAGACGGGCAUCAAGAUAAGUGACGGCGGUCGCUACGUUGCCAAAGAUGAUGUUCAGAAAAACAUGUUGGAUGGGUACAGGCCCUCCAUGCUCUACAUUGAGGAUCCCCUGCAGCCAGACAACGACGUUGGCAGGAGCUGCUAUGGCGCAAUGCAGGUGAAGCAGGCGUUUGAUUAUGCCUACGUCGUGCUCAGCCAUGCGGUGUCACCCAUCGCCAAGUACUACCCCAACAACGAGAAGGAGAGCAUACUUGGUCGGAUAGUCCGAGUGACUCAGGAAGUGGAUGAGUACAGAGAAUGGAUCCGAAAGAACUGGGACAGCCCGUCUCAGUACGAUCGUUCUCUCAACAGAAACGAUGUCAAAUUGCUGGAGUCCAAACAGCUUGACGAAUGCAACAACAACUUCCCAGACAAUGAGGUUGUGGUUCUGCCCUCAGCUCCCCACAGCAAAUCCUCUUCCAACACGUCCUCUCCGCUCCCAUCCCUGGGCUCGUCUCCUUCCUCCUCCCCUCUGUCUCCGUCUUCCACGUCCUCCAGCGACGCGGACUCUGAUGGUACACCGUGUAAGACAGUCAAACAACAGCCUGUCCGAAACUCUAGUACUCAUAGAGAAAAAUCCAACGUUGUCGGAAACCACCGGAUCCAGAACCACUCUUCCAGCACUCCACCUGCAAGCAGCAAAGGAGGAAAGGCCAGGACGACUCGUUCCAACAAAGGAGGCCACCACGGACAGCAGAACUUCCACUUCAGCUCUAAAAGUCAUCAGAGCAACAAGCCACACCAUCAAGGGAACAGCAAGAAGAGGAAAAACCUGCGAGAUUCCACUCAAGAGGACCUUUUCAGAUAGGGUUUCAUCUGUUCACCGAUAUCCUCACCCACAACCCCUGCAUCCCAUCCCUGUCUGCAACUGACUAUCCCGUCCCACUGCUGCUGCCAGAGGAGGGAGAUUGUUGGUAGUUUUCUGCAGAAUCGGUCACCCUUUUUUUAAUGAAUGGUGGCAAGUAUUUUCUAGCUGAAAAAGGAAGUGUUAUUGAACACAGGUCUAACUUAUAAACUGAAUCGAAAACAGACAUUCAUUUGCUUCCCAACACCUUCAGUUAACGGAGCGGGUUCCCUUCCCACAGCCAGCCUCUCGUGCCUCAAUCUGUCGAGGAUUAAACAGGUUGGAUGUCAGGAAUCCUACUCUGGACCAACUAAUGGAACUGCUGGCUGGGCGGGAGAAAAAAAAAGGAUUAAAAAUAUUGUUAAAAAAUACUUAAAAAAAGAAAGUAAAUUAGCAAAAAUGUACAAAAAUAUAAUGCUGAACAAUGAACACAGAUUUUCUUUUUAUAGCGGGUCACUUACAAACCAAUCAGUAAGAAUGGGAAAGAACUUAUGCAUGAUAUUUUUCUGUUGGUUGAUUCUUCUGUUUUGUUAUGCCUAAACAGAUUGUUCAGAAAUUUACACAAAAAGGAGCAUAUGCAAAAAAAAAAAAACUAAACAAAAAAAAACUAAACAACAACAGAAAAAAAAAACGAUUAACAGAAGUUUCAUAUGUUUUUACCAGAUUUCCUGAUUGAAGUCACAAACGUGCAAAUUAUUUUUCCUGUCCCUGUUUGGUUAAAGCCAAGAGAUGGUUUUAGAUUCCAUUGCCAGCGGAAAUCAUUAGCAUCCACUUUUACUCCUGGUCCCCCAGCCUCUAAUUGCGCUACGGUGUUAAUACUUAGCCGGGACAGAGGCGGGGCUUAGACUACGUCUCUAUAGAAGACAGAGUGGAGCUCAGUACCACUACCACACCAGUGUAAAGGCUUUAAAACUGCAGAUUUGAAUCUGUAUUUGUGAUUCAUUUUAUGAUAAACCCUACACUUGAAAUGUGUCAACCGUUAAACUAUGGGGAGGGGAUUCGUUUAUUUGGUAAUCUGCCUACUACAGAAUCGUUUGUAUUCAUUAAAUGUAUUUAUUUUUUUAUUAAUUAUAUGGACAUAGUAUGGAUAGAUGUAUAAUUAACAUUAGAGCCCAUAUCUUCAGGUCCUUUAUUCGAAAUGAAAAGGGAAGGUGGGGAGGGGUAGGAACAAACAUUCAGGUACAUUACUACAUCACCAUUUAUGAUUUCUGCUACUCUUUUCUUUUUUUAUUAGUAUUUCACUGACAGUUGAGUGACCAAGUUACCUUUAAUUUAAGAGACCAUUUUACAAGUUCUAUAAUGAGAAAUACUUUUUAAUUUGUGACUGGUCUAUUUAAAGUCAAAGGGAGCUGCUUUGCCAUUUGUUCAUUUUUUGUUGUCCAAAUGUAUCAAACUUUACAGCUGCAAACUUUUCAAAAUGUCUUUUCUCACUGCAGUUCAACAAAUAACCUGUAGAUGGAGUUAUGGCUCUGUGUCUCUAUCAUCUUUGGGCUUGUAUACUGCAUUGGAAUAGUUUAUUUAAUGAUUUUUUGAUUAGUAAUUGUUCAGUUUAAGUGCUCAUAUCCCCUCUGAAUGGGCAGCUGCACACAGAAUCACUCCUUUUUAGCAAACUACCUGCUUGGAGGGAGAGAAACACCAAAGCACAGCUCAAUUGCCUGAAACCAACUAUGAAUUUCAAACAACCAGCAAUAACCAUCGUCUUACAUUCUCUUCUGUUUUGCAUGUCAAAAUGAACUAAAGCACAUACUAUUCUCCUUACUGCCCAUUUAAAUUUGUGUUCAUUUUUUUAAAAAGUUCCACCCCUCAAAAUGCAGUAUAGAAGUGCAAGCAGGGCCUCUGAUGGCCGGAUCAGGAGGAAUGUGAACCAGAUUUGACGUGCCAUCUGAUUAUCACCUCACUUUAGAUGUCAGAAAGGCUUUGAACCCAGCUGAGCUCACCUAAAAUAAAGGUUAUUCCACUGCAGCUAUUACAAUUCAUGCAAUAAAAACAUUACCAUUC